UAUAAACGUAGCUUCUCCUAUGCAGUGGAUAAUACUGAAUAGAUGUUUGAAUUGAAAUGUGGCCUUAAGCCUGUAAUUAUUAACUGAUGUAGUAGUAGGUGGGGUAGUGUGCACUAUAACAUUAUACAGUGUCUGUAAAAAGUAAAUCAUUUGGAAAUACUAUUCCGUUGUACAUCUAGAGACAUGGCCAACACACCUAGAAAACUUCAGCUAAAAUCAGAGGUGGGACUAAUGGGAGGAGUCUCCCUCAUCGCAGGGGUCAUGAUCGGCUCAGGGAUCUUCAUGUCCCCACAGACUGUGCUGCGGAACAUCGGGAGUCCUGGAGCUAGCUUGGUGAUCUGGACUGCUGGUGGCGUGUUGUCAAUGCUGGGAGCACUGAGCUAUGCCGAACUGGGAACAGUGAUCUGUGAAUCUGGAGGUGAAUACAUCUACAUUCUACGCACUUCUGGCAACCUGAUGGCCUUUAUUUUUGCCUUCACAUCCCUCUUGGUUGUGAGGCCAAGCAGCAUGUGCGGACUGGCGUUUAGCUUCGCCCACAACGCUGUUGCACCAUUUUAUUAUAACUGUGUGCCUCCAACACUGUUAGUGAAGGCUGUAGCUGCUUGUAGCCUCUUCAUCUUGACCAUAGUGAACUGCCUGAAUGUGCGCUCUUCCAUGGAAAAAUUUGUCCAGGUACAUAUGGACCACUUUGCCUGUGUCAAGUUAACCCUUUGCCAGUUGUAG
Molecule: messenger RNA, 723 nt
Organism: Ictalurus furcatus (blue catfish)
Lineage: Eukaryota; Metazoa; Chordata; Actinopteri; Siluriformes; Ictaluridae
Product: b(0,+)-type amino acid transporter 1-like
Exons: 1
Coding region: 184-723 (179 amino acids)
Biological process (GO): amino acid transmembrane transport
Cellular component (GO): membrane
Molecular function (GO): L-amino acid transmembrane transporter activity
Source: RefSeq, a predicted model, not a curated record